Messenger RNA from Corticium candelabrum, 1017 nucleotides. Its product is annotated as fibrinogen C domain-containing protein 1-like. The coding region runs from base 92 to 901 and encodes 269 amino acids. The record is from RefSeq and is a predicted model, not a curated record. Lineage: Eukaryota; Metazoa; Porifera; Homoscleromorpha; Homosclerophorida; Plakinidae. The transcript has a single exon.
UGUGUGAGAGUUCGUCCCACACAAAGCAAUUCCUAUUUAAUUGCGAUCGUUCUAACAGUCAUGCACAAUCGGUUUACUUGUGUCAUCAGCGAUGGUUUACUCGCUGUUUGUCUGCAUUUUCUGUCUUUUCGUUUCAGCCAAUUCGCUAGUACAUAAUGCGAGGGAGAGCGACGGCAGUCAUCUUCAAAAGCGUGACGUGCAGAAUGCGUCUGUAGCUGAAGUCUCUUGCGUGACGCCGUCUACUCUCGGGUUUUCGUCUUGUCCGCUUACUGACAACGCAAAGCCACGCAACUGUCGUCAUGCCCUACAGCUGGGUCACAACGUGAGUGGCAUCUACGAGAUUGAUCCACGUGACGGUUUGGGCUCAUUCGACGUGUACUGCGACAUGCAGACGGACGGCGGAGGAUGGACGGUAUUUCAACGCAGAAAAGAUGGAUCCGAAAAUUUUAAUCGCAACUGGAACGACUGCGUAAAAGGAUUCGGACAUCUGUAUGGUGAAUUUUGGCUUGGACUAGACAAAAUCCACCGACUGGCGACUAGUGUUGAUCUAAGGAUUGAUCUGAUGGCAUUUAAUGGUGAAACAGCCUACGCUCAGUAUGAGUACUUUACAAUAGGAGAUAGUAGGUCAUCUUACGUGCUGUAUUUUGGACAGUACAGUGGAAAUGCUGGAGACUCUCUUACAUAUAGCAGAGGAAUGAAGUUUACCACAUCUGACAAAGACAAUGACUUGUCCAGUAGUAACUGUGCAGCUUCUCAUAAAGGCCCAUGGUGGUACAAGGGAUGUUCCCUUUCUUUUCUCAACAGUCUAUACAAAUUUGGUGGCAGAGGAUGGAAACACGUAGUCUGGAGCAGUUUCAAGGGACCUGCCUCUCUACAAAGGGUAGAAAUGAAACUAAAGUGAAGCAAGUUGCUGUUUUGACCAGCAGUACUGUACCCAUGAUCACUUUUUGUGUUAGUCUUUGCAAAUGUAUUGCAUGCAUGUCUAAGUUGAAUGAGAAAGCGCUUGUGUGCUCCAUG